AGAAGUGGGCGGGGCUGCAUGCAGGAAUUGACCUUCCUCUGGUGAUGUCUACGUCUAGUACUUCUAUAAUAAACUGAUCUCUCUGAUCUGAGACUCUUUCAAGGAUCCAAGAUGGCAGGACCAACUUCAGAUAAGCCAGUGGAUACGUACAGCCCAUUUUUUGGGUUUGUGUACAUCUUCAACCUGAUUAUUGGCGUUGGUGCCUUAUCCCUCCCGAAGGCUUUCAGUCAAGCAGGUAUUAUUCUGGGAACCCUACUCCUCUUUAUGUUAGCCUUCAUGAGUUACAUGACUGCCACCUUUAUGAUUGAAGCCAUGGCUAUUGCCAACGCUCUGUUCAAGUUUAGACAGAGGUCUGGUCAGAGUACGAGCAGCAGCAAGCUGUCGUCCAUCUCUCAUACAUCACCAGACAUUCAAAAAGUCGACGAGUCUGGCGUGGUGUCUGGUAGCUAUGGUGCCGUGGAUACCAGUCCCUCCCACCACUCGUCUCAGUAUGAGAGUGAGAAGACUCCUCUUGUGCCCACCGUCAUAGACUCUGAGACUGUGUUUACGGAUAGUGGUGACACGGAGCCUGUAGGCCAUGUUAUCCCCCCAGAUGACUAUGAGAUCAGCCAGAAGUUUGAAAUGGGCACUUUGGCUAACCAGUUCUACCACCCAGUGGGUGUGUUCUUGUACUAUGUGGUCAUCUGUCUCUACUUGUACGGUGACCUCGCCAUUUACGCUGUGGCCAUCCCAAAGUCUAUCACAAGAGUAGUAUGUGGUGAUGACAUCACAAAUUUCACCAACCUCACCAACCUCACUAACGUGAGCAGUGAAAACAUGGAAUGGAACCACUCCAACUCAACCGUGGAGUCUUAUUGCUUUGGCCAGGUCAACGAUCAACAGGCCUACUACAUAUUCUUGACCAUUUGUCUACUGCUCUUGUGUCCCUGGACCUUCUUCAACCUCACCAAGUCCAAGUAUCUACAGCUGUUCACCACCAUCUUGAGGAAUGUCGCCUUUGCUAUGAUGGUGGGUAUCGCAGUGUCCAACUUGGCUCUCGGUCCACCCACCACCCCCUCAUCCGCCUCCUUGUCCGGUUUCCCCCUCCUCUUCGGAGUCAGUAUCUACUCGUUCAUGUGUCAGCACUCGCUACCCGGCAUGGUCACACCCAUGAGAAGGAAGAAUGGCAUUUUCUGGAAAAUUGGAGUGGAUUUUGCACUGAUUCUGAGUUUCUACCUUCUCUUAGCCUUCACUGGAGCGUUCUGGUUACCAGAGAAUAAACUUAACGAUAUCUACACUCUCAACUUUUUCAGACGCGUCAUGCCAGAUGACAAUAGUGCUGAACUGCUCCUGUCAGUGCUUGGUUACUAUCUCGCUUUGUUUCCCGUCUUCACGCUCAGUACAAACUUUCCCAUCAUCUCCAUCACGCUCCGAGAAAAUUUGAAAGCCCUUUUCCGAGUUCUGCUCCAUCGUUGGAUUGGAGACAAUCCGUACCCCUGGCCAGUGGAACAUAUCCUCUUCCCUAUACUAGCUUUGUUCAUUCCAAUCGGUAUAGCAUUUGGGACGCAAAAUGUCGAGCUCCUCGUGAGCGUAACCGGUUCGUUCCCGGGUGUGGGAGUGCAAUAUGUGAUACCUGUGACACUGGCGUUUUGUGGCAAAUAUAUCAUCACAAGCUCCAAGAGGUACAACAUGAAAUACGAGAACAAAUAUAAGUCUCCGUUCAGUUAUAUCUUCUUCCUAGUGUUUGUGCUUCUCUGGACAACUGUCAGUAUGGUGUUGCUUAUAGUCGAUGACGCUCUGAAGAUUGCAAACGGAAAAUUCAUCUAGAUUGAGCCUUGUACAUGAUUGUGUGUGUGUGUGUGUGUGCCUGUAUUUGAUUGUUUUUAUACAGUGGAUGUGCUGUACUGUGUAUCCUGUUAAAUUUCAGCACAUGAUUUAUUUAAAUUAUCCUUAA
Messenger RNA from Halichondria panicea, 1933 nucleotides. Its product is annotated as transmembrane protein 104-like. The coding region runs from base 112 to 1806 and encodes 564 amino acids. The transcript is spliced from 9 exons. Lineage: Eukaryota; Metazoa; Porifera; Demospongiae; Suberitida; Halichondriidae. The record is from RefSeq and is a predicted model, not a curated record.